AUGUUCUCCUCCACCUUCCGCGCUGCGGCCCGCGCACCCACCUCGACCUUCGCACGCAGCUUCUCGUCCACACGCCCCUCGCAGGUCGCGCGCAUGACCGUCAUCGGCCGUCUCGGAGUUGCGCCAGAAGAAGUCACCGUCUCCGGCGACAGGACACUCGUGCGCUACGUAGUAGGAACGAGCUACGGCAAGGGCGAGGACAAGAAGACCAGCUGGUUCCGGAUUGCGAGUUUCGUGCAGGGCGCGCAGAAGGAUUUCUUGAUGAACGUGCCCAAGGGUUCGAUGCUUUAUGUUGAUGCGGAUGCGCGCAUGGAGACGUACCUUGACAGCGAGGGCAACAAGAAGAGCAAUUUGAGCUUGGUCGCACGCAACUUUGACGUCUUGUCUCGUGCUCGUACUGAGGACACGGAGAAUAACGACGAGGGCCUUGUUCAGGAAGCUUCUGGUUAG
Alternaria novae-zelandiae is the source of this 450-nucleotide messenger RNA. RefSeq lists its product as uncharacterized. Bases 1 to 450 code for a protein of 149 amino acids. The transcript has 2 exons. Gene Ontology annotation, molecular function: single-stranded DNA binding. NCBI's taxonomy places the organism in Eukaryota, Fungi, Ascomycota, Dothideomycetes, Pleosporales, Pleosporaceae. The record is from RefSeq and is a predicted model, not a curated record.